AUGUGUCCUCCUGUAGCCUCUGGUACCUCAAACUUAUCUCUUUAUUUCUCCUCAUCAUUUAAUCUCAAUACCAAAGGUCGCGACACACUGGGGACUUCGUGCCUGUUGCUACACACGCUACCAUCGCCUUAUUCUCACAUUAUCUCUCUGUUCCCAGCCAAAUUUUCGAAAACUAUGACUACUUUUACAAGAUUUAUAGAGCUUCCUAGAGAGCUUCGAGAUCAAAUUUGGAGUCUUGCCAUCCGAGAUGACCAUCCAGGGGCACAUAUCUUCGGACAAUAUGUGACCGGAAGCCAUGGUUUCCAAUCUUGGCGCGGCUUGAGCUUUGAUGUAGCUGCUCCUUCCUGGGGACGUUACUUUGAGAGCUUGGAUGAGAAUCGCAGCGACGAGAAUAUUUCGACAUAUCUCAUAGAUGGUGGCUUAUGGACCGCCUGUCACGAGUCACGAUGCAUCAUGGAAGACCAUUUCAGACAGUCAGGGCGACAAUUAGCCCCACGUCAUCCCAAUGACCGCCGAUCAAGUUUUAGCGAGAAAGACCUUUUCAAAAUGGCCUCGUCAGGCUACUUCAAUGGUAAUCCUCUCGAAAUAGUGACAGUUUUCCCCUACAGAGAUCUGUUUAUCGUUCAGCAUGAGGACUUGGACAAGAUCGACUGGGGUUACCUUGGCUUCGGGUUCUGUGGUGUCGGUCACAUAGCAAUAGAGUAUGACCAAGCGUGGGUGGAUGGCUUGCACACAGAUGAGGUUGUUAACUCUUUGUUUUUAAAAGCUUGUGCCGAAGCAAACUAUACCUUGUGGUUCAUUGAUCGCUCUCUCAAGCGAAAGAGUCAAGCCCCAAUAUUUUGA
Fusarium fujikuroi IMI 58289 is the source of this 843-nucleotide messenger RNA. RefSeq lists its product as uncharacterized. The record is from RefSeq and is a predicted model, not a curated record. The transcript has a single exon. The coding region runs from base 1 to 843 and encodes 280 amino acids. Lineage: Eukaryota; Fungi; Ascomycota; Sordariomycetes; Hypocreales; Nectriaceae.